CAUCAAACAGAACCGAUGCGUGUCAGCAUACAGGUUUUACAACAGGGAACAAAGUUCAUUUGUUGUGCUGGCUGCAUCACAGUGACAGGUGAAUCCAAGUCUAUCUACCUGCCCCUGGAACAACAGGGUGGGAUAAUGGACGGGUGGCGGCAACCUCUUCUACUGCUGUGGUUGACUUCAGUGGUAGCAACGACUAUACUGGGAAGUAAUGCUGAGGUUGUGGAAGAGGAGGCACUGCAGGUAAAGAACUUGACCGACAAGCUUUUGCGAGUCAUUCCUCACAGAUGCAACGGCUCCUCUGUUACUGAACUGGUGAUUGAGGGGAGCAUGAUUACUCUGAAUGAGACCGACAGACUAGCCCUGGCUAGCUAUCCCAGACUGGAAGAACUCCACCUGGAUGGUAACCUGGUGACCAAUAUACCAGCCAAGUACUUCUCUGUGGUACCACACCUCAGAGCGCUGUCUCUGUCCGGGAACAAAAUCAGCAGCCUGGACCCAGAGUCUUUCUCUGGCCUAGAUGUCCUGCGCGAACUGGACCUGUCCCACAACCUGCUGACAAGUCUCCAUACACAGCUAUUCAGACAGCUGACUAAUCUGCAGGUGCUGAAACUACACGGUAACCCCUGGAACUGCUGCUGUCCGCUGCUGAGCAGCAUUGCAGAGGUCAAAGCAGCCGGACUUACCGUUGGAGGGAAACAAAUCACCUGCGCUUCCCCAGAAAAUCAGGCUGGCAGAGAUGUUUUGCAGGCUGCAGCGAUGUGUUACCCAUCACCACCAUCCAGCCUCACUACAGACCCACAGGAACCUGUCAACUCUCAAAACUCUUCAAGCCAGAAACUCAACAUCAACAAAGACCAGACACCUGUGCUCGGCAACACGUGGAAGUUCGCGGGAUGUGUUGCAGCCCUGGCGAUGUGCACCUCCGUGCUCAUUCUUUGUGCCAUAAAGGGGCCUUCCUUGUACAAGCUCUUCCACAACUACCGUCAUCGGCGGCUGCGCCAAGAGGAGGAGGACAUUGUGUCAACAGUCUUCUCAGAGACAGGGAGACACGUGAACCAUCAGACAUUCACCUUCAAACAAGAGAAUGGGCAGAUAGAGGAGGAGGAGGAUGGGUAUUUUGAGGACCCAUACAUCAAGAGUGAAGAGUGACGAGUGACAUGCAGGAGGGGAGACAUCAGCAGCUGGUAAACCAGUGACAAGACGAGGAGGCAAUCAUCACAAAAAGGAAAAUAUGGCACUUGUCUACUCAAAAAAAAAAAAAUUUGUUCUAGAAGAAUAGUUCUUAGAUGGAAUAUGUUCAGUGUACAUCGUACAAGGUGGAUCAUUUGAGAUCUAAAUAAAAUUUAACUAUGUAUUAUCAUUCUAGGGCUCUGUGGCUCGUACUGUAAGAGGGUUGUACUACAACUAUAACAUCUGAGCUGUUGCUCAACUAAAGCUUUGUACCAUCGCUUGCUUGGCUCUACAGCAUGAGCUUCAGCGGAGCUCAGAGCAUGAACGGAGGCGUUUAUACUCUACGUGCUGCAUUACUCUCCCAAACACCAGAGAGCUUACAAACAAAAUGAACUGUGAGGAAUCAGAGACAUCGAGUGUAACUCAUAGACACACACACAGACUGUAGGUGUGUCCGGCAAAAAACAUAAACUAACCUCACAGUGACGAGGAGGGAUUGUAAUUAUAUGUAAACUCAUAUUCAUGUUCUACUUUAUUACCUUUGUACAAGUCCUGUAAAGACACGAGUCAAGUAUUAAAAGCAUGAGAAAGAAAUAAAGGCUGAAUAUCCUGUAAA
This is a messenger RNA of Anarrhichthys ocellatus (wolf-eel), 1786 nucleotides long. Its product is annotated as leucine-rich repeat-containing protein 19. Gene Ontology annotation, biological process: interleukin-8 production; positive regulation of non-canonical NF-kappaB signal transduction. The transcript has 7 exons. The record is from RefSeq and is a predicted model, not a curated record. Gene Ontology annotation, molecular function: protein binding; signaling receptor activity. NCBI's taxonomy places the organism in Eukaryota, Metazoa, Chordata, Actinopteri, Perciformes, Anarhichadidae. Bases 16 to 1149 code for a protein of 377 amino acids. Gene Ontology annotation, cellular component: plasma membrane.